AAAAAAAAACAAGUAAAAUAAUCAGAAAGUUCAAUUGGGUGAUUAAAUAUUCGAUAGUUCAAAUUAAUUAGUACCAUGAUUAGAGCAGCUAGUUUACCAUUACGCAAGUAUGCGGUUUCGUCCAAUCGAUUCUUCACCACUUCUUCAAUCAUGAGUGCUGCGCAGAUCUUCAGAAUGCCAGCAAUGUCUCCAACCAUGACUGAAGGUGGAGUUGUUUCAUGGAAAUUUAAGUCUGGUGAUAAUUUUUCUGCUGGAGAUGUUUUACUCGAGGUUGAAACUGAUAAGGCUACUAUUGACGUUGAAGCCCAAGACGAUGGGAUCAUGUGGGACAUUAUAAUCAAGGAAGGUGAAUCGGGAAUCCCAGUCGGUAAGCCAAUUGCGCUUUUAGCUGAACCAGGUGAUGAUUUAUCUAGUUUGGAAAGACCAAAUUUAGAAGAACCAACUAAAGAAGAACCAACCAAAAAAGCAACAAAGCCAGAACCAACACCCGAAUCAAAACCAGCAGCAAAACCAGCAGCAAAAACCGAAUCAAAACCAGAAUCCAGCGGACAAUCCGGUGAAGAAGUAUUUGUCAAGGCAAAUCCAAGUCAAAGACUCUUACCAUCAGUUGAAUUAUUGUUACAUCAAAAUAACAUUUCUGAGCAAGAUGCUUAUGAAAAAAUCCCAGCAUCUGGACCAAAAGGUAGAAUUUUGAAAGGUGACGUUUUAGCUUACUUGGGUAACAUUGAUAAAUCAGCAGUUAGUAAAAUUACUAAAUAUCUUAAAUCUAAAGAACAUUUAGAUUUAUCAAAUAUUGUUCUUGCAUCUCCUCCAACUUUAGACACCCAACCAAAACAAGAAUCCAAAUCAGCUGAAAAACCAAAACCAACUAACAUAAUCAAUGUUAAUUUCUCUUCUGAAUUAGGUGAAGGUAUUUCAAAAGAUAAGUUCAAGUAUGCUUUCGAAAGAGCAGUUGAUUCUGCCGUAAGAAUCACUUAUAGUCAUCGAUUCCCUCAAUAUUCCAACUCUCCAUCGGCAAGCUCAAUUUCCGAAAUGGAUAUCUUUGAUGAUUUAUUGGCUCCGUCAGUAACUACAAAUAGAUUUGAAGUCUUUGAUAUCGCUUAUAAAUUUACUGGGGAUUCAACCACUCCAGCAACCGAUGCUUUUGAUGAGCUUUUAGGUUUAACAAAAACCCCAACCCCGACUGCCACUCCAGCUUCUCUUACCGCUGAUGUUCAAUUCAAAAUUAAAGUCAAUGCUUCGGUUUCUGACGCCAAACAAUUUGUUGAAUACUUCCAAGAUUCAUUACUUUCGCAAAUUCCUUCCAACAAACUCGUUAUUUCCAAAGAUUUGUAAAUUAAACUACAUAAUUAAUAGAUAGUUACAUUAUUCUUACUGUAAUUGGCCGUCAAUGUCAUAAUCACUACCUGUCAUCACCGUCAUAAUUACAUGUCAAACCUAUCACAUUGACCUGAUAAUUACAUGUCAAACCUAUCACAUUGACCUCAUAAUUACAUGUCAAACCUAUCACAUUGACCUCAAAAUUACAUGUCAAACCUAUCACAUUGACCUCAAAAUUACAUGUCAAACCUAUCACAUUGACCUCAUAAUUACCUGUCACAUUAACCUCAAAAUUACCUAUCACAUUAACCUCAAAGUUACCUAUCACAUUAACCUCAUAAUUACCUGUCACAUUAACCUCAAAAUUACCUAUCACAUUAACCUCAAAGUUACC
Messenger RNA from Hyphopichia burtonii NRRL Y-1933, 1714 nucleotides. RefSeq names its product Pdx1p (gene PDX1). The coding region runs from base 76 to 1335 and encodes 419 amino acids. Gene Ontology annotation, biological process: pyruvate decarboxylation to acetyl-CoA. Gene Ontology annotation, cellular component: pyruvate dehydrogenase complex. Gene Ontology annotation, molecular function: dihydrolipoyllysine-residue acetyltransferase activity. The transcript has a single exon. The record is from RefSeq and is a predicted model, not a curated record. NCBI's taxonomy places the organism in Eukaryota, Fungi, Ascomycota, Pichiomycetes, Serinales, Debaryomycetaceae.